AUGAUGUCCAUCCCCCGCGCCCUCCGCCCGGCCUCGCGGCGCAUCCUGAGCGCCCGCCCCGUCGUCGCCUCAGCGGUGCCGGCACGGUGGCAGCACAGCAACAGCGGCCCCUUCGACCCAGUCCCGGGCCACGAGAUGGGCGUGGGCGAGCUCGAGGGCGCCAAGUUCAGGAUCGAGCCGCUGCGGCGCACGGGCGAGGACGCAGAGACGAUGCGUGCCAGGUUAACCUACCAGUCCCGCAAGCGCGGCACCCUCGAGUCGGACCUCCUCCUCAGCACCUUCGCGGCCGCCUACCUGCCGCGCAUGACCCCCGAGCAGAUGGCGCAGUACGACCGGUUCCUGGACGAGAACGACUGGGACAUCUACUACUGGGCGACGCAGCCCGAGGACGGUAACAAUCCCAGCAGCAACACCCCGGCCGCGGGCCUGCAAAACUCGGAGCCGUACCUGAGCGACCAGGGCGCGGGCGGCGGCAAGAGGGAGAAGCUGGAGCCGGCCAGCCCGGCCAAGGGCGAGUGGGCGCAGACCAUCGGCACCUUCAGGCCCGCCUUCAGGCCCGUGCCCGCGCGGUGGCGCGGCAGCGAGGUCCUCGACCUGCUGCGGCGGCACGUCAAGGAGAGGAGCGCGGCCGGCGUGCUGGGGAACAACGACAGGGAGAAGGCGGAGGGGAUGGCGUUCAUGCCUCCCCUGGGGGAGAGGAAAUGA
Molecule: messenger RNA, 705 nt
Organism: Diaporthe citri
Lineage: Eukaryota; Fungi; Ascomycota; Sordariomycetes; Diaporthales; Diaporthaceae
Exons: 2
Coding region: 1-705 (234 amino acids)
Biological process (GO): protein-FAD linkage; mitochondrial respiratory chain complex II assembly; mitochondrial electron transport, succinate to ubiquinone
Cellular component (GO): mitochondrion
Source: RefSeq, a predicted model, not a curated record